AUGCUCAAACGCAAAAUCAACUACAAUGAGCCUUACGAUCGCCACGAUAGACCUAUAACAUUGUUGGACUUACAUGCUCUGGACGGUACUUUAUUUCACAUUUUUCGCCUCGCAGUGUGGAGUCCAGUCAUGACUGGUGGGUUUAUAGUUGAUACGAAGUUCUGGUCAAUGGCUGAGCGACUGCUGAGGCAUGCCAACGAUGUUGGGACUUAUUGCAGCCUUGUACUUGGAUUCCCGACGUCUUUUUACAAGAUGAUCCUCUGCAUGGUGCAAUAUGCCCGUGAACCGGGCUAUAAAAGUGAUACGACUUUUGCGGCUUUGGAAAUCGAGCUUAGCCUUUACAAGGUUGCUCUCAAAGACGAGAUCAAAGGAAUCCCCCCGGUGGAUGCAAAGCUCGGCAUCCACAGUAAUCGAGUUUCGGUGGUUUGCGCAUAUCGGCUGUGUAUUCUCGUUGCCACACUCAUUCCAAUCAAUCCUCUAAUUUCUAAUCAAGAUCGGACCUCUGGCAACUUAUCUAAUCAUGAGGCUAGGUGCACAGUCCGAAAAGCCGUUGCAUUGCUGUGUGAAGCGCGUCUUGAUCCGGAAUGGCAUCGGUGCUAUCUUGGCUGUUGGCCCGUUUUCAUGCUCGGCUUUUGCGUUUCUGGUAUUGAAGAUGUCGAAGUCAUCAGGCAGGACUUCGAAACCAGGCUUUUGGUGUCCUCGUUGCAAGAAUAUCAACGUAUGCUGAAUGCCUUGGAAAGCUUUUGGGCACGGUUUCAGAUCCCGGAAUCCAAACGUCUUCUUUCAGGCAAGAAAGUGGGUUUGAUUGAUGUAUAG
Messenger RNA from Penicillium cosmopolitanum, 816 nucleotides. RefSeq lists its product as uncharacterized. The transcript has a single exon. The record is from RefSeq and is a predicted model, not a curated record. Lineage: Eukaryota; Fungi; Ascomycota; Eurotiomycetes; Eurotiales; Aspergillaceae. Bases 1 to 816 code for a protein of 271 amino acids.